This is a messenger RNA of Mesocestoides corti, 1248 nucleotides long. The record is from the annotation of a GenBank genome assembly. NCBI's taxonomy places the organism in Eukaryota, Metazoa, Platyhelminthes, Cestoda, Cyclophyllidea, Mesocestoididae.
CGUUACAUGUCACUACUCUCACAAGACGUUGCUUGGUUCGAUGAACAAAAUGUUGGUGCCCUAAUAACAAAGCUUACAGAGGGUGUGGAGAAAAUUGAAGCUGGAAUUGGUGAAAAGCUGGGCAUCUUUAUUCAGUGCAUAGUUAUUUUUAUAAGUGGACUGAUUAUUGGCUUCACCAAAAACUGGAAACUCUCCCUUGUUGGCUGUGCUAUUCUUCCACCUAUCGCGAUAGGAUUUGGACUACUUGGUUACCUAGUUCGGAAGUUUACAGCAAAAACGCAGAGGGCCUAUGAGCGCGCAAAUAACAUCGCAAGUGAAGCCUUGGGAUCUAUUAGAACAAUAUUUGCAUUCGAGGGUCAAAAAACUGAACUUAGUCGCUACACCGCUGAAUUAAAUGAAGCUGAAAAGGUCGGAAUUAAAAUGUCAACUAGUAUCGGUGGAGGUAGGUUUAUGUUACAUCCACUAUUUCAAUGCGAUAAUUUUCUACUGGCGUUUCCUUUUUCGAACGUUUCCUUUGCGUACCCGAUGCGAAAACAAGUCAAGGUGUUAAAUAAUUUUAGUUUAAAUAUCAAACCGGGACAAACUAUUGCUCUUGUGGGAGCCAGUGGGUCAGGAAAAAGCACAGUUAUUCAACUCAUCCAACGUUUUUACGACGCAAAUGAUGGUCAGAUUAUCAUUGACGGUGAGGAUAUCCGCAAUCUUGACCUUGCCUGGUUUCGCUCACAGUUGGGAGUGGUGUCCCAGGAACCAGUGCUUUUUGCGGGAACCGUCACCGAGAACAUCAAACUUGGUGCCUUGAACGCGAGUCAGGAGGAGGUAGAGGAGGCAGCAAAACUGGCCUGUGUUCACGAUUUCGUCUGCAAGUUACCCGAGGCUUAUAAUACGUUCAUCGCAGAAGGUGGUGGCGCCAUGUCUGGUGGCCAAAAGCAACGCUUGGCCAUCGCAAGAGCCCUGAUCCGGAAGCCGCGCAUUCUCCUUCUGGACGAGGCGACGUCCGCUCUGGACACAAAGUCGGAGAAGUCCGUUCAGAGAGCCCUGGACAACGCCAAAGUUGGUAGAACUGUGGUCGUCGUUGCCCAUCGUCUGUCCACAGUUAGGGACGCAGACACGAUCGUCGUGGUGAACAAGGGUCAAGUUGUUGAAAUGGGCACCCAUGAUCAACUAAUGGCAAUCAAGGAUGGCCAGUACGCGAGCUUAGUAAAAACUAGUGUACGUCACUUUAUCUAUUUGUCCAAAACACCGCAUUAA